UUGACCUUGAUAUAACUAUUUUCAAAUAAAUUAUCAUUUUCAAGAUUGAAUAUUUGAAUCAAAAUCUUCAUACUGAAGACAGAUCAGAAUUCGCAUAACAAACAACUUGUUGGUGUACAUACAGUACAUGAUCGUUUGUGUUGUUUGAUUGUGAUUCAAAUUGAGUUUUUCAUGCACCUGUUUGGCGAGUCGAGARACCAUCUCUGUCCUGCUGUGGAAGAAAACAACUAUUACAAAAGACGAGUUGAAUAAGUCACAGAGAAAAAACGUUGCAAUCGCRAAUACAUUAAAUAUAUAAACGCAACAUUUCUUCGACGAACACUACCCUUUCUUACAAUUUAACACUGCAAUUGGAACUGGAUAUUCAAAUUCUCUCAUAAAUUACGAAAAUAAAGGCAAAAUCUUCAUUACUGGUGACUUGGAUCAAAUUGUCCWAGUAUUGUGUACUUUAUAUUGGCGAAUUCCCGCCGAGAGCAUAAAACUAUCGYACUCUUAUUGGUUGAAAAAUCAAUGACGUCACGUCGUUUACCACAAGUAUAUGAUCUGGAAGACAGCUGAUUGGCUGAUUACAGUCCGGUUGUUUUUUUUCUUCAGAUGCGUUCGCCGAUAAAUCAAAAUACCUUUAAAUAUUAAUGGCCUAUGGUUCCGUACAUGGACCUUGGGCUCUUCACYGUGUAAAACUGCCUCACAAAACACUAGAGAUUGAAAGCAUGGAAUUUACACCUGAUAAUUCUACUUCAAGAAAUACAAGGGAUUUCAUCCUAGCGCCUGUCGGAUGUUUCGGAGGACAUGUUUGACGCUGAACACAAAUAUUCAAAGAUUGAUUUUUAUUUCCUCGAUUGAGAUCCUUGUCAUAGCAAUGAGACUUGAACGUUUAAUGAAUUUAGUUGCUGUCUAAAGGUUGUCGGAAGUUUCCUGGUUGAAAAUUGAUUGUGGAACAAACUACUAUCUGAUGUGGAAAUUCAACGACAAUGAAUUCUGUCAUCUUUCAGUAUUUAGACAACAAAAAAUCCCAACUGAAAACAAAUAUUAAUGAAAACAAGCGAAUUACAAAGAUACGUGAAAAAAUGGCGACCGAAAACCCAGUCAAACAUGAGGAGACACGGCAAAAGCUUCUGGAGAACCUGAAACGUGAGGUCAAGCAAAUUAUGGAAGAGGCGGUUAUGAAAAAAUUUAUCCACGCGGACAGCUCGUCGAUAACGUCAGUCUGUGCUGCUGUUGAAGCUGGUCUUUCACAUGGUCUCAAAAAGAGAGCUGGAGGAUUGCUACCUGCUCAUGACACGCAAACCAUUCUUACUAAGCUUGCUAAAGUAUCACAACCAGCAGCAGAUUUAGUGAAAAAGCUUACAGGAGAAGAUGAACAUGGAAAACAGAAUGGCAACACAUCCCCAAGUGGAGGUGAAAGCCCCACAACUAAAAUGAAGUUUUCCUGGAAUGCCAGUACUUUGCCUGGUGCUAAGAAAGUCAGCGGGUAUAAUGUUACUGGUCAUUGUGGAAAGUAUGUGUGGAUAAGAAUAGCUAUACUUGAAAAACUAAUGGUUAAGAUUGUAGAAGACCUGAAGGCAAAUGCAAGUCAAUUCUAUGAGCAWGAUGCUUUGAUUGCUGAUCCUGGUGAUGGACAGAUCUUCAUGGAGCUUCUUGAGGGGCCUUGUGCUUUAGACUUCUCCAAAAUGAAAACACCUGAUAGUUACUGGACUGAUCCAUCUGCYGAUGAGCUGGUACAGAGGCAUAGAAUACACAGUAAUCUCUACCAUCCAGGGGCUGCAUCCCCAACCACUCAAAGACCACACAUUGGCACCAUUAAAAUGAAAAAAGAAGAGAAUCCUGCUGUUGCACCAGUAAUGGCAAGAGAACACAUUGAAUCACUUCACCAGAACUCYCAUGCAACACUUUUGUAUGGAAAGAACAAUGUUAAUGUACAGCCGAAUGAAAACAACAGCCCAAUACCAGGAUACCUUUCUCUGCAUAAAAACAAYGAGACUUUAGUAUUAAAAUGGACACCAAAUACACUCAUGAGUGGCUGUGAUGAGAAGGAAAAGAGUUUGUUUUGGGAUCAUGCACUCACUGUCAAUCUUAGUGAUGUGGUUUAUUUGCACUGUCAUCAACAGGCUGUUUCUGGGGCUGUUAUCCUUAUUGGUCAAGAUGGCGUCCAAAGACCUCCCAUUCACUUCCCGACCCCAGGCUCUCUCCUCUCAUUCCUCAACUGCCUAGAAAACGGUCUUCAUCCACAUGGUCAACUAGACCCACCACUCUUUUCACCUCGGACCAGAUCUCUCAAUCUUCCUCGGCUGAGAAGCACUGGGGAGAUGUCAGCACCAGUCUCUCCUACCAAGGAAUUCAGCAACCAAGACUAUGUUUUCAGGCUUGUUUCAGGAACCAAACCAGAGGAUAUCGUUACAAAAGAAAUGGAAAAACUUGGACCAAAGAAACGAUCAAGUAAGAAACCUGGAAUACCAAUCAGUAAACAAGACACCUAUACUAAGAAGUCGAGUUUUAGUCGACGUUUUCAAAAACCAAGCACACCCCCUACACGGCAAUCUUUGCAUACUGCAUGUGAAACCAUGAAGAGGCAGAUUCUACUACGAGGAUUGAAUGGAUGGUGUGCAUAUGUACGUCAUCUCAAGACAGUAAGAACACAUCUAUCGUCACUCGUCUUACAUGAGACCAUUGAAGACCACCUAGGAGGACAUCGCUUUACUGAAGGACUUACUCCAGAUAUAUGGAACAGCCUCUCAGCUAAUGGAACGGUCAAAGAUAAAGAUACAGUGAACAAAUACACAUACUUUGGAGGUAUUGACAGCUCGAUUCGUAAAGAAGUUUGGCCAUAUUUACUUCACCAUUAUAAGUUUGGUUCAACCCCAAAGGAAAGAGAGCAAACAGAUAAAGAAAACAAUCUACAUUACCGACAAAUCUUAGACGACUGGAAAGCCGUAGAGGCGUAUAUAAUACAAAAUGAGAARGAACAUGAAGUAGACGGCGUCUCGAUGGGAAGCACAGGCAGCCGUGAUGAAGUCUACGAGCAACUAGAGAUGAUAAGCUCCGGUUUAGAAAAGCUUGGUAAUUAUGAACAAUCAAGAGGAAGCAUCGAAGAGCCAUCAGUCGAAGGACUUGACGAGGAAUCAAAGCAAAGAAUUAUGAGUGGUCAAGAUUUGACUAUCACYAAUGGUGACGAUGAGAGUGGAUGUUGUGACUGUGAYGUCARCAGUGACAAGAUGUCACACUUAAUUCUAUGUCGAGGCUGYGGGAAGAAGUUUACAUCAGAGUUAAACGGUAAUGAUAGCACCAUUACAAAUGGACACGAUGAUAGACAGGAAUACAUUGAACGACAGACCAGUAAAGAAGCCAUGUCCGACCAAGAAAGCGAUGACUCUUCGUUAUGUAAACAGUGUAGUCAAGAUGGCAGUAUAACCAGCGGUCCUUACUCGGCGGACCUGCUUGAAAACUUUGGAAUGAAUCUCCAUCGAAUCGACAAAGACGUGCAGAGAUGCGACCGAAAUUAUCACUAUUUUACGCGGGAAAAUUUAAAGAAGCUACGGAACGUCAUCAGUAGUUACGUAUGGUGUACGUUAGAUAUUGGUUACGUACAGGGCAUGUGCGACUUAGUAGCCCCGCUUCUUGUUGUAUUUGAUGAUGAGGCCAAGACGUACAGCUGUUUUGUUCAUUUAAUGGAGAGAAUGAAUCAGAACUUUCCCCAUGGUAACGCCAUGGAUUUGCACUUCGCUAAUAUGAGAUCGCUCAUCCAGGUUUUAGACCCAGAAAUGUUUGAACACUUGCAGUCAAACAACGACCUGACACACUUUUACUUCUGCUAUCGAUGGUUCUUGCUGGACUUUAAACGAGAACUGUUGUACGAAGAUGUGUUCGUGGUGUGGGAAACGAUAUGGUCUGCACGUCACUGUAGUACCGAUCACUUUGUGCUGUUCAUCGCUCUCGCUCUUCUCCAGUUUUAUCGGGACAUAAUUCUGGAUAACAAAAUGGACUUCACUGAUAUUAUUAAAUUCUUCAACGAAAUGGCAGAGCGUCAUGAUGCAAAGGCCUCCCUUCAAAAAGCUCGAUCACUGAUUAACAAAGUACAAGACUUAAUACGAAACCAGUAAGAGAUUAUGGGAUAGUUCACAUGUCAAACAACACUCGACUGCGGACAAGCCGGUCAGCGGCAAUCUCCAUGAGGGCAAUUGAAUUCGCGAUAUCACUCUUUCAAAGAAUUUGGUUUCUAACAAUGCGGGCAUAGGGUUGUUUGCAAACCAAAUCUGAAGUUUAUUCUGGAACAGAUAUGAUAAAUUUAUAAUUCAAAACUUUGGCACAAAUUUCCUAAAUAAUAUGGUAACCUAUCGCUUCCAGGAGCCGAGCCAAUAUCAACACUUAAAUCAUGAUAAUAGAGGAAAUAUUAUCCACUUCGUUCUUUGGCCUUUGUUUUUUAAGGUCAAAUAUCUGGGAAUAUACGUAACUAAUACUAGAAAAUCGUUCGCUUUCAGCAGAUAUAAGUACAAGGACCUUUUAAUAAUCGGUCAUUAAUAGAUUAAUAAGUAAUUAAUAAUAAGUAAUUAUGAAAUUGUUGUAGAUUAUUUUAUUUUACUAAAUAGUACAUCUCUGAAAUAUGUCGAGAUGUGGAUCGCCAGAUAUAGGGCAGUUUUACCUUUAAAAAGAUUUGAUUCCCAUUUGGGUUUACUGGCUAUUCCCAUUGUUUCAAYGGCACUAUAUUCACUUAGCAAYCAUUACUCUAGAGACAAUUACAUUCUCAUUAGCUAAAGUAUGGAAAUUCAAGGCCGAGCCUUGUGUCCUUAAUGUUUAUUAGUUUAACAACCUCAGAUWCACAUAUUAUGCUACUUACAUCGUAGUUUAGCCCACUCGAUAAGUCAUUCCAGAUUUUGAGUUCGAACUGUAGUUUGGUUGUAGUAAAGAGCAGUUAAGCUUUAUUAUAUACUCUUAUUGGAUAAUUUAAUCAAGGCAAUCAACCAAUCGAAUGACAUAUCUGAGAUCACGUGAUACAGAUGCACUUUCAAAGUAAGAUAUAUGCACUGGCUGCCAUAAGAAAGUCUUAUAAAGGUAAAGUUUUAAAAUGAUUUCCAAAUCAUAUAAAUUCMCAUCAAAUAUUUGAUGAUAGCAAUUCAAAUGUUUAUUGUAAAUAGAAAAUAAUUGUAUAUGGUAAACUGAGGAAUGUUAUUUAAUGUUAUUGUUAAUGGGUAAGAAGUACAAUAUGAUGGACUUCAAGUAAAUCUCUAUAUUGUUUAUUUUAAGAAGACAGAUAUUGGGGGUUGAAAUAGACAGUAGGGAUACAAAUGAAAUAAAAUAACAGUUAAAACGAA
Messenger RNA from Exaiptasia diaphana, 5306 nucleotides. RefSeq names its product small G protein signaling modulator 2. The transcript is spliced from 20 exons. Bases 972 to 4097 code for a protein of 1041 amino acids. The record is from RefSeq and is a predicted model, not a curated record. Gene Ontology annotation, molecular function: GTPase activator activity. Gene Ontology annotation, biological process: activation of GTPase activity. Lineage: Eukaryota; Metazoa; Cnidaria; Anthozoa; Actiniaria; Aiptasiidae.